GUGGAGGCCGAGCAGCAGACCAAACGCAGCUCUCUCCCGUUCCCCCGCAGGCCCGCACACACACUUCGUACCUUUGUUCACCACACCCAUGUUUCGCCGUCGUGGGUCUUCUCAGCAACAACAAGAUCAGGAGCAUCAUGAGCAGCAACCCGAGGCUAAGCUCAAUGAGCUGAGAGUUGCUCUUGGCCCGCUUUCUGGGCGCAAUUUAAUAUAUUGCACUGAUGCAUGCUUGAAAAGAUAUCUGGAAGCUCGUAACUGGAAUGUAGACAAAGCAAAAAAGAUGUUGGAAGAGACGCUUAUUUGGAGAUCUACCUAUAAACCAGAAGAAAUCCGUUGGCAAGAAGUUGCAGUUGAAGGUGAAACUGGGAAACUUUUCAGAGCAAAUUUUCGUGACCGUUUUGGAAGGAGUAUUCUGAUAAUGAAACCUGGAUUGCAGAAUACAACAUCAAUGGACACCCAGAUCCGACAUCUGGUGUACAUGAUGGAAAACGCCAUCCUGAAUCUUCCAGACGGCCAGGAAGAAAUGGUUUGGUUGAUAGACUUCACUGGAUUGUCUUUCAGCAUCAAUGUACCAAUUAAAACUGCUCGAGAUACUGUCACUAUACUGCAGAAUCACUACCCUCAGAGGCUAGCUGUGGCAAUUUUAUACAGCCCGCCACGAAUAUUUGAAGCAUUUUGGAAGAUUGUUAAAUAUUUCUUGGAUCCAAAAACAUUCCAGAAGGUGAAAUUUGUGUACCCAAAGAAUAAAGAGAGUUUGGAGCUCAUAAAAUCGUUUUUCGAUGUGGAUAAUCUUCCAACCGAGUUUGGUGGAAAAGCGACCAUGAAGUAUGACCAUGAAGAUUUCUCAAAAUUAAUGGCUCAGGAUGAUGUCAAAGCUGCAAAAUUCUGGGGAUUUGAUGAAAAGAUGGCAUCGGCUGCAACCACCGGCAACCAUGUUGCUGGAGCCGCAGUCGCACCAGAGCCCGAGUCUGUUGCUUAGGCCAAGACUGGAUCAUAACCGACUGCUAACUGCUGCUGUAGAAGGUAAAUAUAGUAACCUUAAUGGUCUAUCUAGUCUCAUUUAUACAAUCUAGCCAUGAAUACUAGAUGAAUGGUGACAAAAACACUCUUGCUUAUCGUCCUGCUGAAAUUUAUGUCAUCUUCGAAUUCUCGAUACUUUACUCAUUACACCUAGUACUUAUAAUCUGCACACAAUACAUGUUGCGUGUUUGCAUA
Messenger RNA from Cynara cardunculus var. scolymus (artichoke), 1215 nucleotides. RefSeq names its product CRAL-TRIO domain-containing protein C23B6.04c-like. The transcript is spliced from 6 exons. The coding region runs from base 89 to 979 and encodes 296 amino acids. The record is from RefSeq and is a predicted model, not a curated record. Lineage: Eukaryota; Viridiplantae; Streptophyta; Magnoliopsida; Asterales; Asteraceae. Gene Ontology annotation, molecular function: phosphatidylinositol transfer activity.